AUGUCCGAUAAAGGAUAUCGUCAAGACCUUCCUCCCGAAGGGGGAUACCGGAAGUUCAAUUGGGAAAGAACAUAUGCCCGGAAAUUACUUCGACGUGAGUUUUUCGGAGAAUUAUGUUUUAAUUUGACGAGUUCAUUGUUUAACAAUAUCUUAUUGCUCCAGCCGUCUAUACCAUACCUGUUGCUGUUGUUCUUUCUGGAUAUGGCGCUUAUCAUGCAUGGGCCUUCAAGAAACAACGACAGUAAGUGGUCUUUCAGAUUAAUCAAUUGCUUUUAGUACUCGAAAGUUUGAAGACUCAGACGUUAUGAAUGCCCUGCAGCCCUUCCUGACUGCCGAAAGAGAUCGCAAGUAAGUUCACUGUGUUUUAACACACGCGAUUUUGAAUAAUUUAAUGAAAUGUAUUUUAGUUAAUAAGAGGAAUUUUAGAUGGCUUCGAGCGUUGAAAAAGAACUUUGAAUUAGAAGAAGAGAUCAUGAAAGACGUCCCUGGCUGGCAAACAGGCACCUGGUAUGGCGAACCUGUAUAUUUCACACUGGGCGACAAGUGGUGGGAUCCCGACCACGACGUGAGUGCUGUAUCAAGUCUUAUAGUUACAAAUAUAGGAAUUCUUUGCUCACACCUGGGACAAGAGAAAGUGGGAUGAGUUGUUAUGGCGUCACCACAGCGACUAUUCCGCCCCUAAGUUCUACGACAAAUGGAUCCCCGAAUUCUUGAAGCCGUAUCUCUGGUAA
Molecule: messenger RNA, 731 nt
Organism: Bursaphelenchus xylophilus (pine wood nematode)
Lineage: Eukaryota; Metazoa; Nematoda; Chromadorea; Rhabditida; Aphelenchoididae
Source: the annotation of a GenBank genome assembly